Molecule: messenger RNA, 2721 nt
Organism: Salvia miltiorrhiza (redroot sage)
Lineage: Eukaryota; Viridiplantae; Streptophyta; Magnoliopsida; Lamiales; Lamiaceae
Product: U-box domain-containing protein 35-like
Exons: 10
Coding region: 152-2530 (792 amino acids)
Biological process (GO): protein phosphorylation
Molecular function (GO): ATP binding; protein kinase activity
Source: RefSeq, a predicted model, not a curated record
GCACCAAAAAUUAGAAACAAAACAAAAAAAAUCAAAUGAUAGACUUUUCCAUCUCCACAAACAAGAAAAAGUGAGCUAACCUAUGAUAUCAGAAGAUUAAAAAAAGAUAGAAUUAGAAGAGGAAGACGUCUAUGUGCAUGAAUUUUAAACAAUGUGGCUUCCAAAUGGAAAGGCAAGUAGUCGAGGAAGAAAAGGUGGUCGAAAUGGGCUGGUUGCUGUAGCCAUAGACACGGACAAAGCGAGUCGACACGCCAUCCAAUGGGCCAUUGAGAAUCUCCUUGCCAAGGGCCAGACCGUCAUCCUCAUCCACGUCCUUCAGAGGUCCUCUGCGAAUUCAUAUGCAGGUUGCAACUAUGCCCUUACCGGCAUCAAUGGUAGUGGCAGUGAUAUAGUUCUUGAAAAACCGACUAGAGAUUUGUUCCUCACCUUCCAUUGCUUCUGCACGCGUAAAGAUAUAUUAUGUUUCGAUGUGGUGCUGGAGGACAUGGACAUUGCCAAGGCCAUAACGGAAUACACUGCACAUGCUGCAAUAGAGAAUUUAGUUCUUGGAGCAUCUCGCCAUGGCUUCAUUAGAAGAUUGAAGACGGUAGAUGUUCCGACAAGCGUGUCGAAAUCAUCACCGGAGUUCUGCACAGUCUACGUCAUCUCGAAAACGAAGCUUUCGUCUGUCCGAAAUGCUUCUCGACAAGCGCCAUUUGCCUCCCCACUCUUGCCGCACUUACAACAAUUGCAGGAGCAGAGCAACAAUAAUAAUAACAGUAACAACAAUGCUGUAAUAUCUCCCACAGCACGCACCACGCCACGACACCUACCUAGCAAAGGUCCGGACAGGACGCCUCCUCGCAAGGUCAUUGCUGAAGACACUGACAUGAUGAGCAAGUCGCCAAUUUUGACGCGAGGCUAUAACCCAAACAUGUUUAUGGAUCUAUCUGACAAUGAUACAGAUAUAUCUUUCAUUAGUUCAGAGAGGCCGAGUACAGAUAGCAGAUUUAUGGAUCCUCUGCUCUACGACGGCAUGGAUCCGAGCCGGAGCUCUCGAGUUUCGGUUAGCUCCGAGAGUAGCUUCGGAUCGAUGCGUUCUGGGCCAAGAUACAAUGAGAUGAGUUCUUUUUCCGAAUAUUCCACAGCAUCAAUGGAAAAUGAUGAGGUGGAGGCUGAAAUGAGAAGGCUAAAGCUGGAGUUGCAGAAAACAAUGGAUAUGUACAGCACAGCUUGUAAGGAGGCCCUAACAGCCAAGCAAAAGGCGGUUGAGCUACACCGGUGGAGGGUAGACGAGGAAAAGAGGCUGGAGGAGGCGCGGACAGCAGAGGAGGCGGCGCGAGUGACAGCGGAGCAAGAGAAAGCCAGGUACAAAACAGCGUUGGAGAACGUUGAAGCAGCUCAUAGGGUCGCAGAGCUUGAAUCUCAAAGAAGAGUCGAGGCAGAGAAGAGGUCGAUGCAGGACGGCGAUGAAAAUGGACUCAUUAUGACGCCCUUGAGAUACAGAAGAUACUCCAUUGAAGAGAUUGAGGAAGCCACCGAUUACUUCCACGAGUCGCGCAAGAUCGGGGAAGGUGGCUACGGCCCUGUCUACAAGUGCUCCCUUGACCACACACCAGUAGCAGUUAAAGUCCUACGGCCUGAUGCAGCUCAAGGGAGAUCACAGUUUCAACAAGAGGUUGAAGUGUUGAGCUGCUUAAGACAUCCAAACAUGGUACUUCUGCUAGGAGCUUGCCCCGAGUACGGUUGCCUAGUCUACGAGUACAUGGCCAACGGAAGCCUAGAAGACCGUCUCCACAGAAGGGGAAACACACGGCCUCUGACGUGGCAGCUUCGGUACAGGAUUGCUGCAGAGAUUGCCACAGGGCUACAUUUCCUCCACCAGACGAAGCCAGAGCCACUGGUCCACCGCGACCUCAAACCCGGAAAUAUCUUGCUAGACCAGAACUACGUCAGCAAGAUAAGCGACGUAGGUCUGGCAAGACUGGUCCCACCAUCCGUGGCGGAUGAUGUUACACAGUACAGGAUGACCUCCACAGCAGGGACGUUCUGCUACAUCGACCCAGAAUACCAGCAGACGGGCAUGUUAGGCGUGAAAUCUGAUGUCUACUCGCUAGGAAUCGUGUUGUUGCAGAUCAUCACGGCCAAGCCCGCGAUGGGCUUGACUCACCAUAUUGGCAAUGCCAUUGAAAAGGGAACCUUGCCGCAGAUGCUCGAUCCCACCGUCCCCGAUUGGCCCAUGGAAGAGACUUUAAACUACGCCAAGCUGGCUUUGCAAUGCGCGGAGCUCAGGCGCAAAGACAGGCCGGAUCUUGGCAAGAUCAUUGUGCCUGAGCUUAACAAGCUGAGAGAGCUUGGUGAAGAUAAUAUGUGCAACUUUCUAAUAGGUGGAAGUACAGCUUCCACUCCUAACCACAGCUUCAUCUCUAGUAGCUCUAAAUCAUCCCAUGAAUUCAAGAGCGAUCCCAACGUUCAAUCUACGUAUAGUGGCAUAGACAGUGGCAUGGGUUCAACAUCAAUGCCGGGACAUGUAUCAGAAAAUUCGCAAUGAACUUGCAUGUUAAAUUACAAUAGGAGAAUGGAGCUUCGCCUUAGAAGAUUUAGCAAUGUACUAUUAGCUUAGGUAGAAGGAGCAUAUAUCGAGAUUUGCUUGAUUUAAUGCAAUGCACUUUUGGGAGUAGUUAUGUAGUAUGAAUUACCACAUUUGUAUACUUUAAUUAGUGAAUUAGUUUCAGUCGUUCA